AUGAGUCAUCUUGAUAAUGCAGCAGAGUCUGAGGCUGUGGGCCUGUCUCUGACUGGAGCAGCUCAGAUGAAGUUCAGUGCAGAGUUGAGGAGGCUAAUCCUGCCCCAUAAUUCCCUGCUGCAGAGCGCCCCCCUCGCUCCUCCGCUCCACAGCACCACUCCCUUCUUGUGCGUGCUCCGGCUGGAUCUGGCUCUUUCUCUGCUGCUCAUAGUGCACUCUCAGUUUGGUUCAUCUGCAUCUGCCCUGGAACCACACGCCUCUAGCCCCACCCACCCUUCAUGCAUCUGGAACAAGAGCUGUGCCGCUGACAACGUGAGGGACACUUCCACACAGAACUUUAGUGCCAUCCACCCGUGCUGCAACAAGACUAUUGUAAUGGAGCAGAUCAAAGUGGGUCAGACGCAGAAGUGCGAGCUGAAAGUGGAGCACAAGUCUGACUGA
Molecule: messenger RNA, 441 nt
Organism: Knipowitschia caucasica
Lineage: Eukaryota; Metazoa; Chordata; Actinopteri; Gobiiformes; Gobiidae
Source: the annotation of a GenBank genome assembly